UAAAUCAUUCGUUCUUUUAUUGUUUUAUCGCGAUACCCUGUCAUAAGAUUUUUGCUGUUUUUCUUAUCUCAAUUUUAUUUUCUACGUUUUAUAUAUAAACCAAAAGGUAUGGUAAAUCUUGCCGAUACUCUUAUGUUAAAUGCGGUGACGGACGGAGCUAUGAAUUUAUUACGCCAAAUCGGCGUUUUUAAGUCUAAGUCAAUCUCAGCACCUCCAGCUCCAAUCAUAGUGAAAAUGCCGUUGUGGGAGUUAGCGCAGGAGACAGGCCCGUGGGUGCGACUCGCGGGGCUCAGCGGGGCCACAGCCGUGGUCCUAGGGGCCAUGGGUGCACACCGGACCUUUCCCGAGACAGACACCAAAGAGGACCUCAGAAAGAUCUUUGAAACUGCAAAUCGUUUCCAUUUCCUCCACACCCUAGCCCUCGUUACUGUGCCGCUGUGCAGGCGGCCAGUUGUCGCUGGUGCAUUCUUCCUGGCUGGUAUGGGACUUUUCUGUGGAACAUGCUACUAUCACGCUUUCACUGGAGACCGCAGUUUUAGACGGCUCACUCCGAUCGGGGGAUCCUGUCUGAUCCUCGGCUGGAUUGCAAUGGUACUAUAAGCUCAAUUCUCUCAUGUUCAGAGUGUAAUUCUUAGAUAAAGAUGAAAUGGAUUUUAAGUUCAUUCCAGUCUCUUACUAUCAUGUUGUAUCAUGUAGAUGUGACUGUAUGUUUACAUAAUAUAAGUAGUGUUUUAUCAUAAGUGUGAUAUGUAUCAAAUAGCUGUUACAGAAGUAUGUUACAGUUGUAAUUUAUUUUUAUUUAUGAAUAACGAACAAUUUCAAGGACUGGAAGUCAGCUAGCUAUCUUUGAGUUGUUCUUUUAAGUGAUACAAUUUACUCAUGUGUCAAAUAUUUAUACUUAUUUUCACAUGCACAUUAGAAUAUUCAUAUUCUUGUAGUUAAGCUGUAUAAACUAUUGUUUCAAUGUAGUGGUGAAAUACGAAUAUUUUGGUGACAAAGUUGGUGGCAGUUUUGUUUCUAAUACAAUGUUAAUAGUUGUGGAAAA
Pectinophora gossypiella (pink bollworm) is the source of this 1045-nucleotide messenger RNA. RefSeq names its product transmembrane protein 256 homolog. Lineage: Eukaryota; Metazoa; Arthropoda; Insecta; Lepidoptera; Gelechiidae. The record is from RefSeq and is a predicted model, not a curated record. The transcript is spliced from 3 exons. The coding region runs from base 109 to 600 and encodes 163 amino acids.